Cryptomeria japonica (Japanese cedar) is the source of this 1314-nucleotide messenger RNA. RefSeq lists its product as uncharacterized. The transcript is spliced from 4 exons. The coding region runs from base 271 to 957 and encodes 228 amino acids. The record is from RefSeq and is a predicted model, not a curated record. NCBI's taxonomy places the organism in Eukaryota, Viridiplantae, Streptophyta, Pinopsida, Cupressales, Cupressaceae.
AUUUCGUAGUGUUGGAAAAAAAAAAUUUCACAAUUAAGAGAGGCACGGGUAUGCAAUUUUUGGAAGAUCGAUAAACUACGAAAUUUGGUUCGGAAAACAAAGAUGGCGCACCCAAGGGCACGAGAAUAGUCCUUAGUGGCGGGAAAAGGCUGUUUUGUCCGAAUUGGGAUUUCAGCUGAGUUGUCGCUGGAGAUAGCAAUAAAAUUCAGCAACUAGAGUGGAGACUAUAAUUUGAAUGCUGGUAUUGGAGGUACAAUUUAAUAGAAAGAAAUGGACUUUAGUGGUUGUGAUGUUGAGCAAUGGAGAAAAGCGCUGUCCGAUUAUGCCCUUCACAUAAACAGUAAGCUUGCAGAGUUGGAUAAGUUCUACACGCAGGCUCUUCCUCCUAUAUUACAAGCUCGAAACCCUACUUCCUACAUUACCAAAGAAGAGCUCAAAAAGAUCAUGGAAUGGAAACUAAGUAGAGGCAAAUGGAGGCCGAGGCUUUUGAGCUUUGUUUCUGCAGCGGAUGAAGAGGAAGUGAAAAAAGCAUCACAAAAGGCCUUUGCAGCGCUUCCUGAUUUGAAAGAGGCAGUGACUGCGAUGUGUGUUGUCAAAGGAGUGGGCCCCGCCACUGCUUCUGCCGUUCUCGCUGCAUAUGCGCCCCAAAUUGCACCCUUCAUGUCCGACGAGGCCAUGCUGGCAGCUCACGGCAGUUCAAAUGACUAUUCCUUAAAAAGAUAUCUUGCCUUUGCAGAGAAGCUUCAAAACAAAGCCAAGGAACUAAACAUUAAAGCGGGUUUUGCUAUGGAAGGUGAUAAUGGAUCUUUUACACCAUCAGAUAUUGAGCGGGCCCUUUGGAGUGCAGCCAUGGGUGUCAAAGAAAAGGUAGAUGCAUCAGAUAGCAAAGAAAUAAAAGGUUCAAAGGAAAGUGAUGGGCAAAGUAAAAGAAAAAAAUCCCGAAGACAAUAUCAUUGAUUUCCUUGAAUACAAACAAGGAAAGGAACUUGAGAUUUUUUUAUGUUCCCAAUGCCAGAUUUUUUGAUAAAUUGAAUUCAAAAAGUUGAAUACUCUUUUAACAUUCCCUAUUUAACUAGUAAUCUUGCAACAAUUUCCAAAAUGAUGAAUAUGUAAAAACACGAAAGAAAAUUUGUAGAAGUACCAGUGUAAGGGCUAUAUAGCUUAUGACACCACCUACAUGUGGAGAAGGAAGAUUAUUGUCAAAUGUUAUGCAAGUUAAUUUUUGUGUAUACGCAGUCAAACAUUACAUAUGUGAUAUUGAUGUUAAUGAAAUUCAUUUGUUCUAUAGAAUUCUAAUUUCCAUUUGUCCUUGGA